This is a messenger RNA of Nycticebus coucang (slow loris), 8674 nucleotides long. It is a transcript of the gene ZAN, whose product is annotated as zonadhesin. The transcript has 50 exons. Gene Ontology annotation, cellular component: membrane. Gene Ontology annotation, molecular function: protein binding. NCBI's taxonomy places the organism in Eukaryota, Metazoa, Chordata, Mammalia, Primates, Lorisidae. The record is from RefSeq and is a predicted model, not a curated record. Bases 1 to 8667 code for a protein of 2888 amino acids.
AUGACUCCUCCAGUCUGGACUCUGGUGCUGCUGAUGGGGGCUGCCUGGGGCCGGGAGAAGCCUCCAGACCGGACUCUGGUAGUUCACAGCUCUAGGGGCAACAACAUUCUCACCCAGUGUGAUUUCGAGGAUGAGUCUAAACCCCUCUGUGACUGGUCUCAAGCGUCCACAGAUGAUGGGGACUGGAUUCGAGCCAAUGGGUCCUCCCCCACUGGCACCACUGGGCCCCCUGGGGGGUACCCUGAUGGAGAGGGCAACUACCUGCACAUGGAAUCGAACUCCUUCCACCGGGGUGGAGUGGCCCGCCUGCGCAGCCCUUACCUAUGGGUGCAAGGGCCCCUCUGUGUGCACUUUGCCUACCAUAUGUUCGGGCUGUCGUGGGGAGCCCAGCUCCGACUGCUACUGGUCCCGGGUGCACAGGGCAAGCGCACCGGUGUCCUCUGGAAACACAGGAACACACAGAGCCCCUCUUGGAUGCCCACUGCUGUCACCGUGCCCAUAGGAUUCGGCCUGCCCAGCCGGCUGGUAUUUGAGGGAACCAGGGGCAGCACUGCCUACCUGGACAUCGCUCUGGAUGCCCUCUCUAUCCGCCGGGGCUCCUGCAAUCGGGUCUGUAUCAUGCAAACGUGCAGCUUUGAUACUCCAAAUGAUCUCUGUGGCUGGAGCUGGGUCCCAACUGCCUCUGGGGCCAAAUGGAUCCAGAAAAAGGGACCAUCUGGGAUGCCAGGCAUGGGGCCCAGUGAUGACUUCUCUAACCCCGGCAGUGGCUACUACAUGCUCCUGAGCCCAAAGAAUGCAAGACCCAUGCAGAAAUCUGUCCUCCUGAGCCCUCUGAGCCAUUCCUCCGGCUGUCUGAGCCUUUCCUUCCACUACACCCUCUGGGGCCAAUCUCCUGGCGCAGCCCUAUACGUCUAUGCUUCAGUCUUGGGCAGCAUCCGGAAACACUCUCUCUUCUCAGGACAACCCAGACCCAAAUGGGAGGCUGUUUCUGUCAAUUACACAGAACAGGGACAGAUACAGUUCACUGUGGUGGGCGUGUUUGGAAAGAUCCCAGAGCCAGCUGUGGCAGUGGAUGACAUCAGCAUCGCUCCUUGUGGGGAGAGCUUCCCUCGAUGUGACUUUGAAGAUGAGGCCCAUCCCUUCUGUGACUGGACCCAGACAUCAAGGGAUGGUGGACACUGGACCCAGGGACAUAAAAAUAUACCCUUCCAAAGCAUAGGCCCCUCAGAUUUCCUUGGAGGUGAGGACCCCUCAAGGGAUCACUAUAUCUACCUUGAAACUGACAAGUUCUCCAAGGCAGGGCAGUCUGUCAGACUGGUGAGCCGGCCCUUCUGUGCCCCGGGUGACAUCUGUGUGGAGUAUGCUUAUCACAUGUAUGGCCUGGGAGAAGGCACUACGCUGAAGCUCCUGUUGGAGAGUCCUGCAGGCAGCACCCCAGUUUCUCUCUGGAGCCGUGUUGGGUCCCAGAGCCCUGACUGGCAGAACACCUCCAUCACCAUCCCUUCAGGACAUCCACAGCCCAUGCAGCUGAUUUUUAAGGCCAUCAGGGGUACAAACACCGCCUUUGUUGUCGCAUUGGGUUACAUCUUGAUCAAUCAUGGGUCUUGUCGAGCACAAGCACCAACAGUGCCUCCUGCCAAAUCUCCAGUUUCCCCUACUGAACCUUCUGGAACCAUUGUCCUCACAGAAAAACUCAUCAUCCACACAGAGACAACUACAGUCCCCACAGAAAAACCCACCAUCCCCAUUGAAGAGACAACUGUCCCCAAAGAAAAACCCACCGCCCCCACUGAAGUGUCCACUGUACCCACAGAAAAGUUCACCAUCCCCACUGAAGUGACCACUAUCCCCACUGAAAAACCCACCAUCCCCACUGAAGUGACCCCUGUCCCCACAGAAAAACUCAAUAUACUCACUGAAGUGACAAAUGUACCCACAGAAAAACCCACCAUCCCCACUGAAGUGACAACUGUCCCCUCUGAAAAACCCACCAUCCCCACUGAAUUGACCACUGUCCCCACAGAAAAACUCACCAUUCCCACUGAAGUGACCACUGUCCCCACAGAAAAAUCCACCAUGCACAUUGAAGUGAGCACUGUCCCCACAGAAAAAUCCACCAUACACAGUGAAGUGAGCACUGUCCCCACAGAAAAACCCACCAUGCACACUGAAGUGACCACUGUCUCCACUGAAAAACCCACCAUAUCCACUGAAGUGACCACUAUCCCCACAGAAAAACCCACCAUGCACACUGAGGUGAGCACUGUCCCCACAGAAAAACCCACUGUCCCCACAGAAAAACCCACCACGCACACUGAAGUGACCACUGUCCCCACAGAAAAACCCACCACACACACUGAAGUAACCACUGUCCUCACAGAAAAACCCACCAUGCACCCUGAAGUAACCACUGUCCUCACAGAAAAACCCACCAUCCUCACUGAAGUGACCACUGUCUCCACAGAAAAACCCACCAUGCACCCUGAAGUAACCACUGUCCUCACAGAAAAACCCACCAUCCUCACUGAAGUGACCACUGUCUCCACAGAAAAACCCACCAUCCCCACUGAAGUGACCACUGUUCCCACAGAAAAACUCACUCUCCUUACUGAAGUGACCACUGUCUCCACAGAAAAAUCCACCAUCCCCACUGAAGUGACCCCUGUCCCCACAGAUAAACUCACCAUCCCCACUGAAGUGACCACUGUUGCCACAGAAAAAUCCACCCUCAUCAGUGAAGUGACCACUGCCCCCACAGAAAAAACUACUGUCCCCACUGAAAAGACCACUGUCCCCACAGAAAAACCCACCAUCAUUACUGAAGAGACCACUGUCCCCACAGAAAAAACCACCAUCCUCACGGAAAAGACCACUGUCCCCACAAAAAAACUCACAGUCCCCACUGAAAAGCCUACUGUCCCCACCAAAGAGACCACUAUCCCAACCAAAGAGCCCACUGUCCCCACUGAAAAACCCACUGUCCUCACAGAGACAACUACAGUCCCCACAGAAAAACCCCUCAUCCUCACAGAAAAACCAACUAUCCCUACCCUCUCUAUUAAGAAGCCCACCAUUCCCACUGAAAAGCCCACUGUUCCCACUGAAAAACCUACCAUCCCCACUGAACAGACCACGGUCCUCACCGAGCAACCAACUGCUACCCCCAGAGACCUCACUGUCUCCACUAGAAAGCCCACAACUACUGUGACACCCCUGACCAGUGUAACCCUGGGCAACACCUCAACCCCCGGACCUGCUACAGAGAGCUGCCCCCCAAAUGCCCACUAUGAACGCUGUGCUUGCCCUGCUUCCUGCAUGAACCCCAGGCCCAGUUGCGGGUUCCUCUGCCGGCGGGGCUGUGUCUGCAAUCCUGGCUUUUUAUUAAGUGACAACCACUGUAUCAAUGCCUCUUCUUGCCGUUGCUUCUACAACAACCACACCUAUCAGACUGGGGCAGAGUGGUUUAGCCUCAACUGCACAGAACAUUGCCGCUGCUGGCCUGGCAAUCAGAUUGAGUGCCAGAGCUCUCAGUGUGGGGCACAUACAGUGUGCCAGCUGAAAAAUGGCCAAUAUGGAUGCUACCCCUAUGGCAUUGCCACCUGCUUGGUCUAUGGAGACCCUCAUUAUGUCACCUUUGAUGGGAGGCACUUUGACUUCAUGGGCAGAUGCACUUACAUCUUGGCCCAACCCUGUGGCAACUCAACAGGUCCAUUCUUCAGGGUGACAGCAAAGAAUGAGGGAUGGGGACAGGAAGGUGUGUCCUGCCUGAGCAAAGUCCAUGUGACCCUGCCUAAGACCACCAUCACCUUGCUCAAGAGCAGAGACACGCUGGUUGGGGGUCAGCGAGUCACCCUCCCAGCCAUACCUUCUAAAGGUGUCUUCCUGGGUGUAAGUGGGCGAUUUGUGGAGGUGCAGACAGAGUUUGGAUUGUGGGUCAGAUGGGAUGGUGACCAGCAGCUGUUUGUGACUGUGUCCAGCACCUAUUUUGGCAAACUCUGUGGUUUCUGUGGAAACUAUGACGACAACAUCAACAAUGACAACCUGAAGCCGGAUGGCCGCCCAGCCAAAGAUGAGGAGGAGCUGGGGCAAAGCUGGCAGACAGCAGAAGACGAGGAUAGGGAGUGUCAGAAGAACCAGGCAAAUCCCCCAUCUUGUGACUCAGCCUUGCAGAGUAUUAUGUCAGGACCAAAGUUCUGUGGACGACUGGUCGACCCUCGUGGCCCAUUUGAGGCAUGCCUGCCUCACCUGAAGGCUACUUCCUUCUUCGACAGCUGCAUGUUUGACAUGUGCAACUUCCAGGGCCUACAGCAGAUGCUGUGUGCCCACAUGUCAGUCAUGACCACAAGCUGCCAGGAUGCUGGCUACAUCGUGAAGUCCUGGAGGCAACCCCAUUUCUGCCCUCUGUCCUGCCCACCCAACAGCAAGUACUCCAUGUGUGCCAAGCCAUGCCCUGAAACCUGCCACUCAGGAAACUCUGGCAUGUUCUGCUCAGGCCGGUGUGUGGAGGCCUGUGAGUGCAACCCGGGCUUUGUUCUCAGUGGCCUCGAGUGCGUCCCCCAAUCCCAGUGUGGAUGCCUUGACCACAAAGGGAGGUACUUCAAGGUUGGAGAGCAGUGGUACAAGCCAGGCUGCCGACAGCUCUGUAUAUGUGAAAACAACAACAAAAUUCGCUGCUACCUCUGGAGGUGUAAGGCCCAGGAGGCCUGUGGCUAUCAGGAUGGCACCUAUGGCUGCCAUGCCCAAGGGGCUGCCACCUGCACUGCCUCAGGUGACCCCCACUACCUGACAUUUGAUGGAGCCCUACACCACUUCAUGGGCACCUGCGCCUACAUCCUGACGCGGCCUUGCUGGCUCAGGUCUCAAGAGAACUAUUUUGUUGUGAGUACCAGCAAUGAGAACCGCGGGGGGAUCCUGGAGUCCUCCUUCGUCAAAGCUGUCCAUGUGCAGGUUUUCAAUCUCCGAAUCUCGCUGCUCAAAGGCUCCAAGGUCAUGGUGAAUGGCCAUCGGGUAGCCCUACCCAUGUGGCCUUUGCAAGGCCGAGUAACCCUGAGGGUCAGUGGCUCCUUUAUCCUUCUCUAUACAAACUUUGGGCUUCAGGUUCGCUAUGAUGGGAUCCACUUGGUGGAAGUGACAGUGCCCUCAUCCUAUGCGGGCCGGCUCUGUGGUCUGUGUGGGAAUUACAACAACAACAGCUUGGACGACAACCUCCGCCCAGAUAAAAAGCCUGCAGACAACUCCAUCCAGCUGGGGGCCUCCUGGAAGUUGCCUGAGUACUCUGAACCUGGCUGCUUCCUCAUGGGGGGAAGUCCCUACAGCUGCCAAGAGGACAGCAUGGCAAACACCUGGAAUAAGAACUGUGAGAUCUUAAUGAACCCUCAGGGACCCUUCUCACAGUGCCACCAGGCCGUACCCCCACAGACCAGUUUCACCAGCUGCAUGCAUGGCCAGUGUGGGACCAAGGGUGACACCACAGCCCUGUGCCACUCCCUGCAGUCCUAUGCAUCUUUGUGUGCCCGGGCUGGCCAGGCCCUUGCCUGGCGGAAUAGCACCUUCUGCCCUCUAAAGUGCCCACCCGGCAGUAGCUACAGCCCCUGUACCAGACGCUGCCCAGCCACCUGCCUCAGCCCGAGCACUCCAGGGGACUGCCCAGCCUCUCUGCCCUGUGCCGAGGGCUGUGAAUGCCAGAAGGGCCACAUCCUGAGUGGAACCUCCUGUGUGCCCCUCAGCCAGUGUGGCUGCAUCGACUCAAGAGGCUUCUACCACCUGGUUGGGGAGAGCUGGUACCCAGAGAGUACCUGCUCUAAGCUCUGCACCUGCUCCAUUCACAACAAUAUCACCUGCCUCCAAACCACCUGCAAACCCAAUGAGAUGUGCUGGUCCCUGGAUGGACUGCUCCGCUGUCGGGUUUCAGGUGUGGGGGUGUGCCGAGCCUCGGGGGAAGCGCAGUAUCUGAGCUUUGAUGGCAGUGAACACUCUAUCCAGAGCACUUGCACACACGUCGUGUUCAAAGUGUGCCACCCCAAUAUGGACCUGCCUUACCUCAAGAUCAGUGCCAAGAACAAGAAGCUGGAAGAUGAAGCUGAGGGUUUCCAGCUUCACCAGGUUUACAUUGACAUCAACAAUUCCCAGGUCACCCUGCAAACAGGCCACAAUGUGCUGAUCAACGGUAAACAGGUCACUCUUCCUGAGAGCUCCCAGAUCCCGGGGGUCAGCAUCAUUGCCAGUGGCAUCAACACCAUUGUCAACAUUAAGAUUGGAGCACAAAUCGUGUUUGCUGGCCAGGAUUUCUUAGAGAUCAGAAUGCCUGCAGCCUUUCAUGGAAAGGUCUGUGGUGUGUGUGGGAACUUUAAUGGCGAGGAAGAGGAUGAGCUAAUGAUGCCCAGUGAGCAGCUAGCCUGGAAUGAUGCAGAAUUUGUGAAGAGCUGGAAAGAUAAGGCCAUUGACCCAGAUUGCCAAGAAGAUGACCAGCAAGAGAACCUGAAUGAAAACUGCAGAGAGGCUGACCUCCGCAGGGCCCAGGAAAAAUGUGAGGCAGCCCUCAAGACUCCAGCCUGGGCCCAGUGUGCCUCCCGAGUGGUCCUCAAGCCCUUUUUGGUGGGCUGUGCCAAUAACCUCUGUGAGUUUGGAGGCCUAAACCAUGCCCUCUGCGAGGCUCUGCAAGCCUUUGGGACUGCCUGCCAGAGCCAGGGGCUCAAGCCCCCACUCUGGAGAAAUAGCAGCUUCUGCCCUCUGGAAUGCCCUGAUUACAGCAGCUACACCACCUGCCUUCCCCCUUGCUCACCUUCCUGCUGGGACCCGGAUGGCCAGUGUGAGGGUGCCAGAGUCCCCUCCGCCUGUGCAGAGGGCUGCAUUUGUCAGCCUGGUUAUGUGCUAAAUGAGGACAAGUGUGUGCCCAGAAGUCAGUGUGGCUGCAAGGAUGCCCAGGGCGGCAUCAUCCCUCCAGGUAAGACCUGGAUCACCAGUGGCUGCUCCGAGAGCUGUCUCUGCACAGGAGGAACCAUUCAGUGCUGGGCCUUCCGAUGCCCCUCUGGGUCCCACUGCCAGCUCAGCUCCAACCAUGGCAAUAGCAACUGUGCACCUGACAAGUCAGAACAAUGUUCAGUGUUUGGGGACCCCUAUUACCGCACGUUUGACCGCUUCAACUACCGCUUCACGGGCCACAUGACCUACAUUUUGGUCAAGACAGUGGACAUACUCCCUGACGGGGUAGAGCACCUGCUUGUGGAGGGGCGCAACAAGAUGUAUCCACCCUGGAGCCCCGUCUUCUUGAACGAAGUGAUUACAACUGUCUAUGGCUACAAAGUCCAUCUCCAAGCCAGUCUACAGCUUGUGGUGAACAACCAAAAGAUGGCAGUCCCCUACAGUCCCAAUGAGCACAUGCGGGUCACCCUGCGGGGCCAACGGCUGUAUCUAGUCACCGACUUUGAAAUGGUCGUCAGCUUUGAUGGAAGGAACAGUGCAGUGAUCACCCUGCCCAGCAUGUACCAGGGGCUCGUGCAUGGCCUAUGCGGGAACUAUGACAAGAACCACAGGAAUGAGAUGAUGAUGCCCAGUGGCGCUCUCACUGAGAACUACAACACCUUUGGUAAUAGCUGGGAGGUGAAGACGGAAGACCCUGUUCUUCCGCUCUUCCGCUUCUCGAGGGCCUUGCCGGAGGAGGAGGAAGGAAGACGAAGAGGAGGAAGGGGAGCAGUGGGCUUCCAUGCAGCACCAUGCAGCCCAGAGCAGCUGGAGCUCAUCAAUAGCACCCAGGCCUGUAGGGUGCUGGUGGACCCCCUGAGCCCCUUUGCCGCCUGUCACCAGACUGUGGCCCCAGAGCCCUUCCAGGAGCACUGUGUGUUUGAUCUAUGCUCCGCCCAGGACCUCAGGGAACAAGAGGAGCGGCGCUGCCAGGUCCUCAGUGCUUAUGCUGUCCUCUGCCAGGAAGCAGGCGAGACCCUGGCCGGCUGGCGGGACCACACCCGAUGUGCCUUGGGGUGUCCAGCCAAUACCGUAUAUCAGAGCUGCAUGACGCCCUGCCCUGCAUCCUGUGCUGACCUGGCAGUCCCUGGGGACUGUGAGGGCCCCUGUGUGGAGGGCUGCGCCAGCAUCCCAGGCUACAUCUAUAGCGGCACUCAGAGCCUCCCACUGGCCGAAUGCGGUUGCACCAGUAAUGGCAGCUACUACCAGCUGGGUGACAGUUUUGUGACUGAGGACUGUUCUCAGCGCUGCACCUGUGCCCAUGCCAGGACGCUGCAGUGUGAGCCUUUCAGCUGCAGUUCAGGGGAGAUCUGCACCCUGGGAAACCUUACCCGGGGCUGCUUCCGAGAAAGCCCAUGUCUACAGAACCCCUGUCAGAAUGAUGGACAGUGUCAAGAGCAGGAAGUGGGCUUCACCUGUCAAUGUGAACUUGGUUAUGGGGGAGAACUCUGCACAGAGCCUCAGGAUUUCCCACCCCAUGAAAAGUCAGACUCAUCCAACUCUGUGGCUGUCCUAUUGGGAAUCCUGGUCCCUGCGGUGGUCGUAGUGUUGGCAGUGACCAGAGAGUGCGUUAACAGAGUGAGGAAGAGGAGGAGGGAGAAGUUAUGGAGCCACAACAGAGGUGGGCUGGCCGGAUUGGACACAGGUUUCCUUGGUUUUUCCUCAGGUAUCAUGCCAGAGUGUGCCUUCAAAGUCACUCAGUUUUGAGUUAUCU